UACACUUGAAGGCAUCACGCUGGGGGCGCGCGAGUAGGUUUCCUGUUAGCGGUGGGUCGAGUCGCCCAGGUCAGCGAAGUACCACGUGCCCGCCAUCACCUCACCUCACCGAAGCUGGCCUCCGUGGACUCCGCCGCCGGAAUAAAAGUCGAACGCGACGAUGGCGUGCAAAAACGUGAAAACGGAGCCGGAAAGCGAGGAGAAUGGAUACGAAGUGGAGAGGAUCAUUGAUAAGCGCGUGGAGGGGGGUGAGGUGCUGUAUCGGGUGCGAUGGAGAGGUUACUGCUCGGACGACGACACAUGGGAACCUGAAGGCCAACUGGAGGACUGUCGAGAGGUCCUUUUGGCCUAUAAGAAGGCCGCUAUAGAACUUGCAAAAGAACCUGAGGAAAAGAAGCCUGUACUGCAACUACCGACCAAGAGUGACCUGUUUGACGCCGACUCUGAGAGCAACAGCGACAAGGACAUGCCCGCCGCCGACGCGCCUGUCUUCAAGAAGAAAAAGAAAAAGGCUUGCGAGCAGCCACCGGAAGACGACAACGAGGAGCCUCCUCGAAAGGAGAAGAAAAAGGACAAGUGGCGAGAUGAAUUUAAGCCUUUGCCCGCCCCAGAGACAGACGAGGAGGAGAAGACGGCGAAGAUCAAGAAGCGUCUGAUCGACUCGGAGGAUGAAGACGAAAUGCCGCACAAGAAGCCCAGGAAGGACAAGAGCAAAGAUGGCAAGCACAAGAAGGACAGAGGCGGCGAGGACACUAAGAAGAAGAAAGUCAAGUACGGCGUGGUGGUGACUUCGGAUGAGGACCUCAGCGAAGGUUUGUCGGAGGAGAAACCUUGCCCGGACGAGCAGCAAUCCAAGCCCAAGAAGAAGCCUGACGUCAAGCUGAAGGGCAUCAAAGACCUGAUGCAGGAAAAGAAGAGCGAGCCGAAGGAGAGCGGCCAACUCAAGCUCAAGGUCCCAACCGCCUCCAAAGUUCGAGAGGACGCUGGCCCGCCCUCUUCAGACUCCAGCGUUAGCUCGGGUCUGCACCGAAAGAGCACGAGCAAAAGUCAGGAAUCGGUGCUGACUGCAAAGCCAUCCUCCUCCACCUCCAAGCCCUGGGAGGAUGAAGCCACCAGGGAGGACCCCAAAGGUUCCACUAACCACUUUGAAACCCUUCUGCUCAACUGUGAAGCCAAAGACCGUGCUCUCCGCAGACCACCUGACAAGAGCAUCAGCAAGCCGUCCAAGAUCCUGGGAAAGCUCGAGAAAAUCAAGCCCGUCAGAGAGUCUCUCCCAUCAAAAGAACUCGAAAGGACGGACAAGUCCAGGGAGCCAGAAGCUCGACGAUUGGUCAUGGAGCAUGGAGAGGAUUUUUCCACUCCAUCAGAGGCAUCUUCCGAUGCCUCUUCCGCUGCCUCUGAUCAGGAUUUUAUCCCUGACUUUGGGUCCAAUGAGCCGGAAGAUGAGUUGGAGGAGCACAAAAGUCCGGAUGAUGACGACGAUAAGGAGGAGGGCGAGCAGAAGAAUUGGAGAUCAAAAAAUGGCAAAAUAAUGUGGUCAGCUACUCACGAUGUUGCCGGACAUUACAUCCCCCCGGCCAUUCCAUUGCCGGGUCCAACAUGCUACGCCACAGCCAGGAUCAGUAGCCCCGAGUCGGCUUUCAAUUUGUUUUUUACUGAGGACAUAAUCAAUCAUAUCGUUAAGAUGACAAAUUUACAAGGAAACCGUACGAUGACUGGGUGGAUGGCGAUGACCACGCAAGAGAUGAGGACCUAUUUAGGGCUUUUGAUCCUGUCUGGAGUAUAUAAAUCAAGACAUGAGACAACAAGCAGCAUGUGGAACAAGAAAACAGGUCGCACAUUUUUUGCAGAGGCAAUGGGGCAUACCAGAUUUGUGCGUAUAAAUAGGCUGUUGCGAUUUGAAGACAAGCUACGGAGGCCACAGCGACAUCAUGAAACGAAGAUGUCGCCUAUUCUGGAACUGUGGAGGAUGUGGAACAGUCUUCUGCCCCGCUUGUUCAAUCUUGGCAGGGAGGUCUGCAUUGAUGAGCAGCUCAUUUCAUUCAGGGGCCGCUGCUCCUUCCGGCAGUACAUCCCCUCAAAGCCGGCCAAAUAUGGCCUUAAAAUCUGGGCAUUAUGCGAUGUCAACACCGCAUAUGCCUGGAAACUUGAUGUCUACACAGGCAAGCCACCUGGGGGACAGCGGGAGAAAAACCUGGCCAUGCAGGUAGUGUUAGGGCUGUGUGAUUCUCUUGAGGGUCACACCCUCACAACUGAUAAUUUUUUUACAUCAUUCACUCUGGCCGAUGAACUAAAAAAAAAAAAAAUGUCCUUGGUUGGAACACUAAGGAAAAACAAGGCCGAAAUUCCUCUGCAGCUCCUCCAGCUUCAAGACAGAGCACUCCUCUCGAGCCUCUUUGCUUUCACCAAAGACAAGUGUUUGGUCUCUUACUACCCCAAAAAAGGCAAGAACGUGCUUGUGCUUAGCACAAAGCACAGGAAACCGCAAGGUGAGAACAGCAGCAAGAAAAAACCUCAAAUUAUUCUUGACUACAACAGGUGCAAAGGAGCUGUAGACCGCCUAGACCAGGUGUGUGGCACCUACUCUGUCCGCCGGCGGGCACAGAGAUGGCCAAUGUGCCUGUUUUAUCACAUGGUGGACGUGUCGUGCUAUAAUGCUUUCGUGCUCUUCACUGAAAUCAACCCGGAUUGGAAUGCAGGAAAGCGGUACAAGCGGAGACUUUUCCUUGAAGAACUUGGUAUGGCACUUAUUGAGCCAGAAAUGUUGCGCAGAAGGCAACUAAAAACCCAAGGCUUCCAGGCUGCAGAGGCCACACCUGUACCUUCAUCAAAGAGAAAGCAGUGUGGACUUUGUGUCAACCCACUGAGAGCGUCCAAUGUCUGCUCUAAAUGUGACAUAUCAGUAUGCCGAAAGCACAUGAGGCCGAUUUGCAUGAAUUGUUAGAAAGAAAAAAAAGUUGUUUAUUGUUCAUGUUCAUUCACGCUCAAGAAGUUCACCAUUAGUUUAUUGUUCAUGUUUACGUUCAUGUUGUCCAUUAUUUGUUGGUUGUUUAUAAAUUUUGUUAAUUAACUAUCAAUUCUUCGUUGUGACUAUAUAUAGCUAUAGUACAUUUAGAGUUGUGAUCACAACACAAUACUACGUUUGUUGUCCAUAGAGGGUAUCAAAAAUAAAUAAAUACCGUAUUGGCCCGAAUAUAAAACGGUGUUUUUUGCAUUGAAAUAAGACCGAAAUAGUGAGAGUCGUCUUAUAUUUGGGGUCUAGACAUUAUUCCCAUUGAUGACGCUAGAUGGCGCCAGAUAUCAUUGAAGCAAAUGCUGAACUUGAGGACUAAUGUUUGUCAUGACAGAUCUCAGCUACUCCCAAGUUUAACCAGUUUGCAUCAUUUUAUUGCACUGUUUUUCUUUAUUCAGAUUUGUUUCAAGACUACAGUUACAUUUGACCUCACUUUGAUGGUUAAUGCUGUUAUUGCAAUUUUGUUUUAUCACAAUAGAUUGGUUUAUUUACAUUUCAAAAACCGGAAGCCAUUCAUUUACAAAUGUGUUUGCACUUUAGUUUACAUAUUUAAAUGUCAGAUAUUAAGAUUUGAAUGAGACAAAAUAACAUGCUUUUCUCACAAAUAUAUUGUUAUAAUCAUUUGUUUCAGAUGUACUGUUAUUAUUUUCUGUAUAAAAAAUUUUUUCAAACUUGAGUCUUGAAAGAGAGGAGGUCGUCUUAUAAUCAGGGCCGUCUUAUAUUCGGGCCAAUACGGUACAUAAAAAAAAAAAAUAUAUAUAUAUAUAUAUAUAUAUAUAUGGAUAGGUCCAGGGGUGAAAGUGGCUAGAAUUUCUUGCCGGAACACCCCGACACAAAGGACG
Corythoichthys intestinalis (scribbled pipefish) is the source of this 3855-nucleotide messenger RNA. RefSeq names its product M-phase phosphoprotein 8-like. The record is from RefSeq and is a predicted model, not a curated record. The transcript has 6 exons. The coding region runs from base 161 to 2944 and encodes 927 amino acids. NCBI's taxonomy places the organism in Eukaryota, Metazoa, Chordata, Actinopteri, Syngnathiformes, Syngnathidae.